Molecule: messenger RNA, 3678 nt
Organism: Hyalella azteca
Lineage: Eukaryota; Metazoa; Arthropoda; Malacostraca; Amphipoda; Hyalellidae
Product: inhibitor of growth protein 2-like
Exons: 5
Coding region: 111-1169 (352 amino acids)
Biological process (GO): positive regulation of DNA-templated transcription
Cellular component (GO): nucleus
Source: RefSeq, a predicted model, not a curated record
UAAGGUUGUCUAUGCGAACAAAACGUUUAUUAAAAGUCCUGUUGUGUGUAUGUUUGUACGACCUCCUGUCUCAUCAAACAUAAUUUGAACGUUAGAAAGAGGAAAGUGCAAUGUUGAAUCCCAUAGCAACCGAUGAAAUGUGUUCUGCUAAGUUUGUUCACAACUUCCUUGAUGUCCUGGAAAAUCUUCCAGAUGAAGUUCAGCGCCAGAUUACUCUUAUGCGUGAGCUUGAUAUUAAUUAUCAAACUCUCCUGAAUGAGAUGGAUGGAUUACGACAGGAACUUGAGUCUCGUGACAGUCCUGACUCUGCGUGGGUGAAGCGACUGCUGGUACAGCUGCAGGACAAACUUAUUGCCACGCAGGAGCUGGCUGAUGAGAAACUUCACUCAGUUCAGCAGAUCCUAGAUCUCAUAGAGAGAAAACAAGAGCAGCUUGAUUUCAGCUCAAAAAGUCUUGAUGCUGAAAAGUCAGAAAACGAGAAAGCUGCUGAGGCUGCAGCCAAUGCAAGCAACUCCAGAGACAGAGGUGCUGCUGACAGCAGUGGUAGUGAGCGUGCCAGCAAAAGACCUCGCCGCACCCCUCGUCUGGACUCGACAUUCUCCUACAGCAACAGUCUCAACUCUACAGUCACGGCGUCUGCUUCUCCUCUCGCACACAGCGCCGCUAGCAGCAUGGCUGCUAGUGCAUCUGCAGGCGUGGCUGCCACUGCUCCUGCUGCUAUGGGUAGUGGGCCGCUUGGCAUCACCAGUGGCGGGGGUGGCAGUGGAUCAAGCUAUGGCUCUUCCCAACAUGACACUUCCCAGGAUAAAACUCCCCAGAGAAACGUCUCUUCCAAGGUUGCCAGCCAAAAGAAAGCCGCCAAGAAGAAGAAGCGCAAGUCUCGCUUGGAGCGCGAGCGAGAAGACUCCCCCACAGAGCUGCCCAUUGAUCCUGACGAGCCCACCUACUGUCUGUGUGAACAAGUCUCAUACGGCGAGAUGAUCGGCUGCGACAAUGAUCUGUGCCCUAUUGAAUGGUUCCAUUUCUCGUGCGUGAAUCUCACUCACAAGCCCAAGGGCAAGUGGUUCUGCCCCAAGUGUCGAGGUGACAAACCUACAAUGAUGAAGCCACGAGCCCAGUUUCUAAGAGAACUCGAAAAAUAUAAUAAAGAGAAGGAAGAAAAGUCUUAGUUUUGACGUGGAUGGUGUUUCAUGGGUGUAUGAAUGUUUAUUUGACUUGUUACUGCAGUUUUUUCACGUGUAAAUAUCUUGCCAUGUUUUUUAUUCAUAUUUUAUAUUCGUAUACUAAACUGUGUACAUAAUUUUAUUGUGGAAAGAAAGCUCUGCAAGUUGUUUUACUAUGCACGAGUAGCGUUGUUUCUUACAACGUUCUCAUUCAAAAUUUAUUAUCGACUCUUUUUUUAUGACUUCACAUUCCCUCUAUUUAUGGACUUCUCAUCGACCUUCUAAAUGGUAUGGUGCUGGAAAGAUUGUGUUUGUUUUCUGGUGGAUUAACACAAUCCACCAGAUUGUGAUCCACCACAAUCCACCAGAUUUUGAUUCUGGUGGAUUAAAUACUUGAUUCGUUGACUCAUCAUGAACUUUAUGGUUGAGAGACUUGGUGGAAACUUUUUGUUUCUUGAUUAUAGAUUCAUCUGCAUUUUAAAACUGGGCUAUAAGUGGUCAUGAAUGGUUAAUUAGUGCAACCAUUUGAACUAUCAAAAUGAUUUUCUUUUUCAUGAUUUAUUUUUUCCAAAAUUCAUGAAGCAAUAGUACUAUCGUUGUAUUUUCUUUGCUCAUGAUGACUUGAUGUUAAUGAUAAAAUGACUUUCAAUUUUUUUAUUUCAAUUCAAUCGAUUAUUUUGUUUUAAAUCCUUGAAGCAUACCUAGUAAUAUCGUCCAUGAUGUUUAUCUGCUCGAACUGUUGAAUUUCCAAGUAGGUGAAGCCCUUGGUUUAAAGUUAAUGAACAAUGCCAUGGUUCAUUUGUCAAACAGCAUUUUUUUUCAAGGUACGCAUUCAUUUUCACGUUAGUUAUUAUUCAUAUAUGACUGAGCUCAAAAUUAAUACAUUAUGUUAGUCGUGCGUUUCUGCAAAGCAAAGAAAUAACUAGGCUCUGCACGCAUCUCUUGACAGAUACUCCUUUUACGUUUAUAUACAAAUGUUCUGUGCUGAGCCAUCAUAUUUAAUGUCACAAGCUCAUGCGCUUUGUUGUAGGAUAGGCGCUUAAGUUAAUAGUAAUAACUAAUAAUGUUACAGAUGUGGAUUCAAUGUUGACUAUUGCAGACUAUGUGUUGUCAUGAAGUAUUUUUUCUUGUGGCUAGUGCCAACUCCAUUCAAAGUUUAUUUCUAGUUAAAAACUCACUUAAUAUUUCUUUCUUAUGUUCUAUGUGGCGUUAAUUUCUCCACAGGCUUCAGAAGCGCAAUUUUAUUACUUACCCUUUGUAUCAUCUUCAUUUUGUUGUUUUUUAAUCUUUCAUUCCUCCCUAGUUAUUAUAUCUUUGAUGUGUAAAUUUUUCAGAAAGUUAUUGAUAAGUAGAUUUUCUGUGAAAAUUUCGGCAGCUAUGUAUACUAUUAUUUUAAAUGAUUGAAAAUGUAUGCUAACCCCACAGUUACUGCGUUUUAUCUAACGCAGUCGCCUCUUCAUAGUUUUCCUUCCGCCUUCACUUCACUACCAGAUAUUCCCAUUCACAUAAUUAUUUUCUGUGAGUUCAGGACCAUUUUUACCUUGUUGAUCUCAAUGUUCUUGAAUAACUCGCCCGAAGCUCAUUCAUUCUGAUCAUGUAUCUGAGAUACGGAGUUAAGUAGAUAUUGAAGCGAGUUCCAUUGCAGUUCCUCACUCAGUCUCAUAACCCAAGCUGGCGUGGCGUGCAAUCGAUAACACCUCAGAGUGUCUUCGUGUCUGUUGCUGUUCGUCUAUCGUCUCACUCUGGUGCUGCUUCGUACUCGCCACCUCAUUUCAUAUUUAGGCCUAUAUGAGUGUUUAUUUUAAUACGUUCCUGACAAGAUGAAAAUGCAAAAAAUAUUCGAUAUUGUACAACUAUUUCCUAACUUGAGCUACACCUGUCAUAAAGAAAAAACAUUUGAUAUUUUAAUAAGGGACAUAUUCUAUUUGGUAGAUAAGUAUAAUUUGGUUAUUUUAAGUAUCCUAUAUUGGACCUGUUGAUCAGUUCUUCCAAUAGCUCUUCAAAGGCUUCCAGUCAGUUGGCAUAUUUUUUUCAUCGAUCUAAAUCACGAAUCGGCAGUCGAUUUCUCUUGCUCUCACUUGGCCGCGUAUAAGUUCGCCUGCUGAUGGUGCGAUGUGCUCCGUAAUCACAGCGUGACAUAUCCACCAACCCGCUUUUCUCAACGAACUCGUGCAGGUUUAAGGCGCACUUGUAGUGCAGUAGGUUUCGUCCAAGAGACUGGCACUCAAAAAUAAUUUCGGAUGCAUAAAUUUUAUUACGCCUAAUUUCAGUUUUAGACUACACUUGCCCAUGGCAGAUGGCCAAUUAAUUCCGCUCCUCGUACGAAUCUCUGUCUCCCCGUAAUUAUAGUUGAGUGCCUGCUCCAGUACUCGAAUUGUUCUUAGCGUAGUAGCUCUGCAAAUGAUCGGUCGACCCUGUCUAUUCAAGAGGGCGCUUGUAAUGAAACAGUGUCGACCAUAUCAAAGCUUUAAUUUUAUACAUACAUUCUGAUUAAAAUAAAUCGAACGUACCAGUC